Pongo pygmaeus (Bornean orangutan) is the source of this 2248-nucleotide messenger RNA. RefSeq names its product fibroblast growth factor 5 (gene FGF5). Gene Ontology annotation, molecular function: growth factor activity. The transcript is spliced from 3 exons. Lineage: Eukaryota; Metazoa; Chordata; Mammalia; Primates; Hominidae. The record is from RefSeq and is a predicted model, not a curated record. The coding region runs from base 778 to 1584 and encodes 268 amino acids.
ACACCAAAGGCUUCCCAAGUUGGGCUGCGAAUCCCCGUUUGGUUUUUCAGCGCCGAAAGCCGUAGAAGCAGUAGGAUCUCCUGGUGGGACGCGGUUCUCCAAGGGCUCCCGGAGAGAGGACGAGAUAGCAGGGUUUACAGGGCAAAGAAAGGAGAACCUGGAAAUCGUGUCCUGGGGGGCAAGAGUGCGUUGCCCAAUCACAAGUGUGCCGUAGAGGUGGGAGAGGACGAGGACCCAUUUCCACAUUUCAAUCCCCCGUUUCUGUCGCUGCCCCUGGAGGACUCAGCUGCUAACGCCGAGCUCGUUUCCACGCGGCUCUGGCCCUAGUCGGGGAAGCCGGGUGGCCGCGCGACGCGAGAGAACUGCUGGGAUGCGUGGCCCUGGUAUGGGCGCACCCAGCGUCUGGGGCGCAGGUUCUCUCAGCCCAGCUUCUCCUCCCACUCACUCGCUCGGAUCUCCUCCCUCCUUCACAUCCCCCGCCCCCGGGACCGCGAGGCUCCCUCCCCGCACCGGCCAGUGAGUACACAAAGCCGCGGGUGAGGGGAAGCUUCGCAGGCGUGCACGGAGCAGUGAGAUCACUGGCGUUAUAAAUAUCCCGGUGCCAGCGCGGAGAUCCGCUCGGGUGGCCUCUCUCUUCCCCUCUCCCCUUCUCUUCCCCGAGGCUAUGUCCACCCGGUGCGGCGAGGCGGGCAGCGCCAGAAGCACGCAGCCGCACAGGGGCUACAGAGCCCAGAAUCAGCCCUACAAGAUGCACUUAGGACCCCCGCGGCUGGAAGAAUGAGCUUGUCCUUCCUCCUCCUCCUCUUCUUCAGCCACCUGAUCCUCAGCGCCUGGGCUCACGGGGAGAAGUGUCUCGCCCCCAAACGGCAACCCGGACCCGCUGCCACUGAUAGGAACCCUAGAGGCUCCAGCAGCAGACAGAGCAGCAGUAGCGCUAUGUCUUCCUCUUCUGCCUCCUCCUCCCCCGCAGCUUCUCUGGGCAGCCAAGGAAGUGGCUUGGAACAGAGCAGUUUCCAGUGGAGCCCCUCGGGGCGCCGGACCGGCAGCCUCUACUGCAGAGUGGGCAUUGGUUUCCAUCUGCAGAUCUACCCGGAUGGCAAAGUCAAUGGCUCCCACGAAGCCAAUAUGUUAAGUAUUUUGGAAAUAUUUGCUGUGUCUCAGGGGAUUGUAGGAAUACGAGGAGUUUUCAGCAACAAAUUUUUAGCGAUGUCAAAAAAAGGAAAACUCCAUGCAAGUGCCAAGUUCACAGAUGACUGCAAGUUCAGGGAGCGUUUUCAAGAAAACAGCUAUAAUACCUAUGCCUCAGCAAUACAUAGAACUGAAAAAACAGGGCGGGAGUGGUAUGUGGCCCUGAAUAAAAGAGGAAAAGCCAAACGAGGGUGCAGCCCCCGGGUUAAACCCCAGCACAUCUCUACGCAUUUUCUGCCAAGAUUCAAGCAGUCGGAGCAGCCAGAACUUUCUUUCACGGUUACUGUUCCUGAAAAGAAAAAGCCACCUAGCCCUAUCAAGCCAAAGGUUCCCCUUUCUGCACCUCGGAAAAAUACCAACUCAGUGAAAUACAGACUCAAGUUUCGCUUUGGAUAAUAUUCCUCUUGGCCUUGUGAGAAACCAUUCUUUCCCCUCAGGAGUUUCUAUAGGUGUCUUCAGAGUUCUGAAGAAAAAUUUCUGGACACAGCUUCAGCUAUACUUACACUGUAUUGAAGUCACGUCAUUUGUUUCAGUGUAACUGAAACAAAAUGUUUUUUGAUAGGAAGGAAACUGGAAUUCUUUGUACUAAUACAGGGAGCACACCGCUUCAGUUUAGCAAGACAUAAAGCCUUUUGCUUUAUGCUUGAGGGAUAUUUAGAACUUUGUAUUUUCGGAAAGUUAAAUAACAUGGACUAUGUAUUUUUCUGACUUUUACAGAUCAACCUGAAAGAACACACAUGAUACAUUUUUAUUUUUGGUUUCCAAAGAAUAUUUUGAUGCAGAUAAAAUAUUUUGUUAACUUUUGUUUUUUUGUUUGUGUUUUUAAAAGUACCUCUGCAUUGAGCAUAUUUUCUUACUUUUAUUAUUUUAAUUAAUAUGACAUAAGCAAUCAUUUUAUGCUGUUUAUGAAUUAUAAAUGUGUUUAUAGCUCAUUUGUAAUGUGGAAAUCUUUUACAUUUUUCCUAUUCACUGCACUUUUUUAUAGUUUUUAUUUCUAGCCAUACCUCAGAUAAUAUGUUUAGUUUUAUAUUUUAAAAUGUUUAAAUUCUCUUUCACAGCA